Molecule: messenger RNA, 759 nt
Organism: Ceratotherium simum simum (southern white rhinoceros)
Lineage: Eukaryota; Metazoa; Chordata; Mammalia; Perissodactyla; Rhinocerotidae
Source: RefSeq, a predicted model, not a curated record
AUGGGGGUGAAAAGAUUGCAAAGAGGGCUCUAUUGCCCUCCCAACCUGUUGACAGCUGUGGUGCUAACAACAUGGGAAAUAAUCCUCAGAGACAAGCUUUCCUGCAUCAGAGCCUACAGGAGAGAGAAAAAUUAGACCAAAAGGAAACUGUCUGAUAAGAGAAUAACCUGGGCCUCCAGAUCUGAUGAGAAUCUUACCCUUCAGAUUGAUCCCGUGGACAUCACUCAUGAUGAGUAUUACAGGUGUCAAGUGGUAACAUCUUACGGGAAUUUUCUUCAUGGAUAUCACCUCCAAGUGUUAGUGCCCCCUGAGGUGACCCUGUUUCAAAGUAAGAAUAGAACUGCGGUGUGCAGGGCAGUUGCAAGGAAGCCAGCUGCACAAAUCUCCUGGACCCCAGAGGGAGACUGUGUCACUGAGCAAGAAUAUUGGGACAAUGGCACAGUGACCAUCCAGAGUACCUGCCACUGGGAGGACUGCCAUGUGCCUACGGCGUCCUGCACUGUCUCCCAUGUGACCGGCAACAAGAGCCUGUCCUUAGAGCUAAACCCUGGUCUCAGAACCCUAAGAUUUCCAGCAUCAUCCUUACUGAUCAUUCUCUAUGAGAGAUUCGUUCUUUUCUUGGUUAUACUGGUCAUCAUGGGAUGCAUCUAUUUCCAGAGGAUUAAUGAAAGUAGGGCUCUGACAUGUCUCUAUCAUCCCCUCACACAAGUCUUACAUUUCCUGAAGUCAUCUGGGGACAGAAGACUGCUAUUCUAUUAA